AAGCCAGAGUACUGGCUAUACACAAGCGGGACUGGAAUCCUUAUCUUCGAUGAUACCGAUAAAAAUAAUUACAGCAACAGGAGUAAUAAGAUCUAUAAUGACUGGGAAAGCAUAGAUAAGUUAUUGAAUCUCGCCGACCAUACCUUCCAUCGCAAUAUCGACCAGCUCGUCCUGGAAGCUGGUGCCAAGCAUACAGAUAUGCUCAAACUUGCUCUGGUCUGCCCUCCAACGAUCUACGGCAAAGGAAGAGGACCCGUCUCAGGACGCGGACGACAAGUCUACGAGCUAGCAAAAGUGACGCUCCAAUUGAAGAAGGGACCGAAAUACGUUAUCUACUGCGGAUACUAA
Messenger RNA from Penicillium waksmanii, 348 nucleotides. RefSeq lists its product as uncharacterized. The transcript is spliced from 2 exons. The annotation marks the transcript as partial. The record is from RefSeq and is a predicted model, not a curated record. NCBI's taxonomy places the organism in Eukaryota, Fungi, Ascomycota, Eurotiomycetes, Eurotiales, Aspergillaceae.